AUGUCAGCAACUCCAGACGCCGGUCUCCCACGCACGUCUACGACAAGUCUCAAGAAAGGUCUCGAGAUUCUAGGGGUAACACCUUGUUUUCACCUCGGAGAUCCUCCAGCUCCAAUCUCUCGCGUCAAAGAAAGUGCAAGAGUAUUUGCGAUUCAAGACCGCAAUGAGAGGCUUAAGGCGUUGAAGAAGCUGUACGAUGGCUUUGAAGCUGUCUUUGAACCACCCGCUAGCGCUCUCGUCGAUGACAUGCUCACGAUCUACCCCGACGCAAAGGUCAUCCUCUUCUUCCGCAAAAAUCCGCAGGUCUGGCUCGCGUCUUACUACGGCCUGGGUAUUGAUCUUCGCUCAAAGUGGUACCGCAUCCUAGGCUACUGGAUCCCCGGCGUUAUUCACUCCAGCGACCUUAUCGUAGCCUGGUCGAAAUACUACGCUGAGAAAUUCAACCUCGAGCAAGUCCCCUCGGAGGAACUGUACCAUAGGCAUAACCAGUGGGUUCACGAUAUUGUGCCUCCCGGGCAAUUGCUCGAGUACCAACCGAGUAUGGGAUAG
Fusarium subglutinans is the source of this 549-nucleotide messenger RNA. RefSeq lists its product as uncharacterized. The transcript has 3 exons. Bases 1 to 549 code for a protein of 182 amino acids. Lineage: Eukaryota; Fungi; Ascomycota; Sordariomycetes; Hypocreales; Nectriaceae. The record is from RefSeq and is a predicted model, not a curated record.